This is a messenger RNA of Leptinotarsa decemlineata (Colorado potato beetle), 1012 nucleotides long. RefSeq names its product EH domain-containing protein 1. The record is from RefSeq and is a predicted model, not a curated record. Gene Ontology annotation, biological process: endosomal transport; endocytosis. NCBI's taxonomy places the organism in Eukaryota, Metazoa, Arthropoda, Insecta, Coleoptera, Chrysomelidae. Gene Ontology annotation, cellular component: plasma membrane; cytoplasm. Gene Ontology annotation, molecular function: calcium ion binding; protein binding; GTP binding.
ACCUGAUGCUCGUCUUUCAAACGUUCCAUUACACAACACGCCAGCACUGUUGAUAGAAGUGAUGACAACGACACAACUACAAAUAUGAAUGCCGAAAUAAGAGAAGUUAAAACAGUAGACAGUACUAGAAAACACGAAAAUGAUAAUGGUCUGAAAAUAGCGGAAAACCAUAUAGGAAAUAACGGGGUGAACGUCUCUAACAAUAGUGAAAACGGUAAUGUGAUUAUAAGUGACAAUGGAGAUCAGAAAAAACAAAGUAGUGAAGAGGAAUCAAAAGAGGGAACUGGAAACAAUGUAAAUAGAAACGAAGGUGAAAAAAGUAACACUAGUUCAAAGAUCAAACCCGACAGGAAAAAAAGCAGAAGUGCUGCGCAGGCUGAAGACUUAAAUGCUGUUGGUGAUGGAGCUGAAGUGAAAAAAGAAAAUGGAAGUCAGCAGACCCCUCCAACUAAAAGUGUUAGAAGAAAAAAAAUUGUUAGGAGCAAUACAGUUCCUAAUGAUGUUCUAUAUGAUUCCCAAAAUAGCCUCAAUGGCAGUAAAAUGUUCAGCUGGCUCAACAGAGCCCCCGAGGUUCGCCCAGAAUGCUACGAAAACGUCAUCGAAGGUCUCAAAAGCAUCUACAGGAACAAGAUGCUGCCUCUGGAGCAGCACUAUCUUUUCAACGAGUUUCACUCUCCCCCUUUGAAUGACGCGGACUUCGACGCCAAACCUCUGAUAUUGCUCGUGGGGCAGUACUCCACCGGGAAGACGACCUUCAUCAAGUAUCUGUUGGAGAGGGACUUUCCGGGAAUGAGGAUUGGUCCAGAGCCUACGACCGAUAGGUUCAUUGCCGUCAUGUAUGGUGAGAAUGAAGGAGUGAUCCCUGGAAAUGCUCUGGUAGUGGAUCCCAAAAAGCAGUUCAGACCUUUGUCUUGUUUCGGUAAUGCUUUUUUGAACAGAUUUCAGUGCUCUUUGUUGAAGUCAACUGUACUGAAAGGCAUGUCCAUCAUAGAUACGCCUGGGAUAUUGUCAG